Moneuplotes crassus is the source of this 2484-nucleotide messenger RNA. Lineage: Eukaryota; Ciliophora; Spirotrichea; Euplotida; Euplotidae. The record is from the annotation of a GenBank genome assembly.
CAACCCAGCUAACCUGAAAAUGUACUCUACAGAUUACCCUCGGCUUCAAAACGAUUACCAAAACUCUGUUUACUUACAAGACCCAAAGGCUAUUCCAAGGGUCUCUAAAAGACCCUCGGGAGGCAAAUACAAAAAUGGAAAGUUAAUGAACCGGAGGCUGAAAUCCGGCCAGAGCAAUAAUCGGCCUAACCUUAAUGCAUACUCUGUUGGUUCUACCUUCAUGGACCUCAAUUAUGGCAGCCAAAAGAGGAAAGUGCAGAAUCGGGGAAAGUCCAUGAAGAAUAAAGGGAAGCCUAAAGAUAAGCCCUAUACAGCCCAGAACGAGGUGAGGCCGUCUUAUUUAAACGAGCAACCUUCAGAGGGAAACAUAAAAGAGUCCUAUAUUGCUAAUAUUAAGCAAACAAUUGAGAAUGAAAACUAGAGAAGAUAAUAAUUCUAGUACUAUCUCUGAAAUAGCUAUCGCUAAAGGUGCUCUACCUAGUGUUGACCAUGAGAAAUCAAAGAAAAAGAUAGACGAUCUGAUGUUUAAACCUUAUUACGAGCAAUCUGAGCAGAUAAUUGCUAAAAGCAAAAAGUUAGCACUAAAAAGUCGGGAUUCCAAUAUGCAUAACCCUCAGUGUAAUAAUAUGCCUAACAUGACGACAUUUGACAACAGAGUUACGGCAGAACAAGACAAGCUUAUAUCUAAUAAAGGCAGAGCUCAAGGUAAACCUGUGCCUAAUCAGAGUAUGAGAAAUUUAAAUCAGGAUGAAGAGGUACUCCCAGUUUAUAAAAGAAGGGUAUACCAGAAAGGUCCUAUUAAGAUAGGUGACAAAAGUUAUAUGAAAAGGCCUCUUAAAACUCAUUAUGCCUCUAAAAGACAGAAUAAUUGGGUCCAUGGACAGAUUUAUAUGUCAGGAGAAGAAACAAACAUCCCUCUUAAUAAUUAUCAACCAAUUAAAGUAAAGCCUAAUAGAUCAGGGAGACAGCAGAAUGAUUUUAGGAUUAACAGAAAUUACAGCAAAGUUAGAGGAAAGACUGCACAGGGACCAAGGAACCAAACCCGUAGCACUCUGGCUACCUCAAAUCCUAAUGGCUCUAAGAAACCUUCUUCCACUCUUAAUGCAAAGGAUAAUGUGCCAAAUCUCAAGACUCGAAAGGCUAAAAAUCCUCAAAAAUAGGUCUUAUAGCCAGCACCAAGAGAAGAUAAAGAAGAGCUCUGAAAAGAAGAGAGGCAGUAACCAUACUUCAUCCAGAAAAUUUCAGAAAGAACAGAAGCUUGAGUCUGAUUCCUCCAAGAAGAUAGAUCAUCACCAGAGAGAAGAAAGUAAAGAUUUUAUAGAAAAAGGCAUCGAAAAUGGAGAUGACGUGGAGUCCAUGAUCAAGAUGGCAGAGGCCAAGAUCAAAGCAACAGCUGAAGCUAUGCUAGAUAUCCACAUGGCAGAUGAAGAACUUGAUAAGAAAAUUGGAGCUCUUAAUGAUUUUGAAUCUAGUCAUGAUAAACCUCAGAAGGAAGAUGAUAAUAUACAGGAUCAUAUAAAACAGAAACCUCAGCCAAUGACUAGGCAAGAGAAGAUAGCUAAUAUUGUAAAUGAUCUUGUUGCCAAAAAUACAGACCUUAAGAUCCCAGAAGAUUAUUCUGAGCCUGACGAGCCUGAAGAAGAUGAAGAGGAAGCUGAUGAGGGUAUCAUAGAAAAUAAGAAUACCCUCAUGACAUUUACUGAUAAAGGUCUCGAUUCUAUUAAAGAACAAGUUACUGAAGAGAUUCAUAACACAUCGGUUGAAGACUCCCUUGAAUAUUCAAAGCAGCAAGAUAAGAUUUCUAAUCUUUUUGAGACGCAACAGAAGAACACCAGCGGGAAUAAAAUUGAAGAUACUCCUGCUUUUGGCUCAAAAGACCCGUUUUCAAGUUUUCUGUGUAGUAACGAGAUCUCAACUCAAAAGAAGGAAAGACCAAUUGCUAACAAUAAGAUUGCAAAGCCAAUCUUUGAAGAGGAAGUUUCUAAAAAUAUUCUACCAGAAUUUGAUCAAGAUUACGAUAUAGAAAAGAUAAUCAAGCUACAAUCUCUGUUCAGACAAAUUCUUGCUGAAAGAAAGUUGAAAGAGAUGAAGCAAAGAAGUUAUAUAAUAAAGCAGCAGAGGUCACUUUCUAGUAAUAAAAGGAAAAUUAUUGCUCUCAGGACUAUCACUCAUGUUUGGCUGAUGUACAAAGAAGCAAAAAUAGCUGCUCAAAAAUGAACAUAUCUUGACGAAAAUGCUAAAGAAAGCCCAGAAGAGCCAUACCAUUACUACUGAGAUACCAUGGCUGAUCUGAAAUUUAUUGAGGUUCAGUUCAGACAAAGAAUAUUCAAGAAGACUAGGGAGUACCUCAAGACCAUUCCUUAUGAGUGAAGGCAGAGCUAUGUCAAACUGAUUGACUGUAAGAUAUAUCAGCGGGAGAUCAAUAAUCGACUUAAAGUCAUGAAAAAGGUCGCUGAUGCCAAAAAGAAACUGAUAAAUUAUUAA